Molecule: messenger RNA, 1104 nt
Organism: Racocetra persica
Lineage: Eukaryota; Fungi; Glomeromycota; Glomeromycetes; Diversisporales; Gigasporaceae
Source: the annotation of a GenBank genome assembly
UAUUGUUAAUACAAACCUUCUUUCACUAUUUACCGAAUAUAAUGAUAACCAAUUUUCUAAUUAUGGUAAUAACUCUUCAUUAUUUGAUGACGAUAACUCUUUACCAUUAUUUGAAAAUAACAAUAAUUCUUUAUUAUUUGAAGAUGAUGAUAAUUUCAAUACAAGCAGUUCAUCGCUUACUGAAAAUGACAAUAAUCCCAGUAUUAGCUAUCAAUAUAAUCUUAACGUAGAAAAUUAUUUUGACGAUUGGUUAUCUGUUGAUAGGUUUAUGCAUAAUUAUUGCUUGAAGCGGGGUUUUGGAUACCAGAUUUUCUGUAAUGAUAAAGAUCCAAAUGAUUCAAAUUGUAAAGUAGCACCUAUUACUCAAUUGAAGAUGCUUAAAAUGAAAUAUCCUCAACAUGUUUUCUAUAAGCAAGACAUAUAUAAUGCAAUUUAUAAAUUAUAUAAGAAUAACAAUAAGAGGCUUAAUUUUGUUUCAUUUCUUGAUACUCUUUUUGAAAAAAUGUUACAAGAUCCAUGCUGGAAGAAUUUAUGUUUUGAUACUAUAGAUGAUAAUUUUAUAGAGGACGUAGUUGAUGAACCGCAAGCGACAUUAAAAGCUAUUUUACGUGAUAAUGAUAUAUCAAACAUUAAAGAAACAUGGAGAAUUCAUCAAGCACUUAAAAACUCACCAUCCCUUAUAGCAAUAGAGUCGUCUACGGAUACUGCAAUUGAACAAGUUAUUCCUAAAAAAAAUAAAUUUGGAGUUGUAUUUUCAAUAGCUAAAACUGCAAUUAACAUUGCUUUGGAAACUAAAAGUGAUAAUGAAUUAGUUCAACUGCUAAAGAACUUUAUUUCAACUAAGCGAAGUAUUGAUAAUAUUAAUUCAGAAAAAAUUGAUAAUAAUGAAACCUGGGAUAAAGAUGGUAUUACUUCUUUACAACAGCAUUUGAUUGAUCAAACAAAUGACCCGCAUGUCACAAAAAUUCGAGGCACACUGAGUAAAAAAAGAAUGAAAAAUGUCAUAGAAAUGUCAAAAAAGCAAAAUAUAGGGCAAGAAAUUACAAGCCAAAUCAAUAAUAUACAAGAUUGUGCUAGAGAAGCAAGCUUGAAACCACAACACAA